UGGCCGCACGCACACGUGUUUUUUGAUGCAAGUUCCGAAAUGCGGUGUUUACCCGGCAGAACUGGCAAGUAAAAACUGGGGCCUCGGACUGUUAUCGAUCUUCGUCGUGUUUAACCAAGACUCCCAGAGGCGUGAAUUUACGGAUUUAAGCAUCGCGUAGAGAAGUGGCCAUGGAGGAAACCAGCUUGGCACGCCAGCUGCGCAAGUUAGCGGCGCCGCAGACAUCGAUCUUGAAGGACUCCAAGAUCCGAGCGUCUUUUCUCUUUGACCCCCGUGAGGCAGCGGCUGUCGACAACGACACAGCCUUCGCUAUCGGAGUCACCGGCCUGGAAGAGCUCGUGCUCCUCAACGAAGAGUUUGCGGAGUUUGAGCGGAGCCUCUUCUCGGAGAGCUCCAAGUUUGUGGAGCGCUCGGUGAAGACCAAGGCGGAGAACGUGGAACUGGACGAGAGCAUCGAGGAGUUCCUUCUGCUCCUGUCGCCGUACUUCCUGCUGCGACCCGCCCACAAAGCUCUCGAGUGGCUGGUGUACAGGUUCCACGUCCACCAGUACAAUGUGGACGCUCUCCUGCGCUGCAUCUUGCCCUACCACGAGACCCGUCACUUUGUGCGUGCGGUGCAGCUUCUCGACCUGUCGGACAAGACCUCUAGGUGGCACUGGCUGGAGGGACUCCAGAAACCGGGCAUUCCGCUGUCGAAGACCGCGCUUGUGAACCAGUGCACCAAGGACCCGGGCCUCUUGAAGUUCAUCUGCAACCUCCUCGUGUCUAUGGUGAAGGCACACGAGGGAUCCGCGGUGCCGCUGCGUCCCGCGGUGGGCUUCUACACGGCGGCCGUGCUGGGAACGCUCGAGACGGCGGACAAGGUGACGGGCAAGACGGUCGGCCUCCUGCUCCCGUUCCUCCUCGGUGGCCUCGCCUCUGAGAUGGCCGACCACCGCGCCGCAACCUACAUGAUCGUCGCCCAACUCGCUCGUCGCGCCGUCCUGCAGCGGGAGUUUGCGGACGAGCUGCUCGUUCGUGUCUGCAAGACCCUGAAGGCUGAGAGUUUGACCUGCGGCGUGCUGUGCUUGCUGGUCGUCAUGAGCCACCAGAACAUUGAAGUACUCCCUGAACCGUCGAUUCAGGCCUUGAUGAAACACAAGCACCGGCUGGUGGCCUCACUAGAAGAGUUGGCAGGUCAGCACUCGGUGGUGCCGCUUCUCAAGGCCUUGUUGGCGCAGCGGAUGGCUCUGGUUCUGGAAGCGGCGGAAGACGGCUCCGGACGUCGUAAGAUGGCCACCCUGAAAGAGCUCAUCCAACUGGCGCUAUCUUUGGAUGGACUGGCCGAAUUUGUGAUCGGCUGCUUUUUCGAGACAUACGUCAAUGCUCGCGUUGACGGUGAAACAGGCGAGGUCAGGAAAGAGGCUGCUUUCAAUGAAGACGCUGUUCUGGAUGUGCUGAAAAUACUUCGACAACGGUCGCCGGAGCAAGUGGACUCGUGCCUGGAGCGGUUUCUCUCGAGCGAGAGGGACGGUGCCUGCCAAAUGGUGCAGGCGCUUAUGAAGACUAGCGUGUUUGGGAGCGAGCACGCCCUGGUGGGCACCACGGGGGAGGCCCUCUUCCUGGCACUCAACAACCCCAGCAAGAGGCAGCGGGCCAUGGCCACGGAAGAGCUGGUGGCCUUAAUCCGGCAGGGAAAGGAUCUCGACCGGAAAUUCGUCGUGGAGUCCCUGCGGAACCGGCUCGGCGACACGGAACCCGAAGUCGUCCAAGCAACCCUCAAGCUGGGAAAGGAGUUGUGCACAUUCGUUGGCCACGGCAGGGUUCUGGACGUGCUCGAGCGCAUCCUCUUCGACACCGCAGAACGGAGCAAAAAGUGGAGGUCUCUCCGAGUCCAAGCGCUGCAAUUUGCCUGCAACGACCUUCAGGAGUUUCUUGACGAGGCCCAGAUACUGAGGGUGGUGCUUCCCCACCUGGCUCCCGGGGAAGACGGGGAAGUGCCCCUUGCCGCGGUGGUCCUUUCGUCCAAGCUGGCCCAGAGGUUUCCGCUCUUCAAGCCGCUGGUUGCCAACAGUAAGGUCAAGCAGGCAUUGGACCGUGGGGACGCCGCCGAGUUUAUUGAUCUCGCGCUCUCCCAGCUGGGUGAGGCUAUUCAACAGGUCGAUGACCCCAUUAGCCUCAUUAAAUCCCUGGAAGACGCCUGCUUUUCGACGAGCCCGGCUCCGCAACUCCGUUGCAUCUGCGGAAAUGUCGUCAACGCGCUGCUUGCUGCCAGCUCGGGUGACGACUCGGACCAGUUUCACACGGCACUGCACUUCUACCAGCGUCUGCUAGCAGAGAAGGGAGAUGCUGUGAACGCCGAGUCCAUGUCUGCCGCGAUCCGUGAAGGCAAGGUGCCCCUGAAGACCGUCUGCGCGGGGCUGAAGUUGAUCUUGACAAAGCUGCCACCUGUAGAGUUGCUCAGUGAGAGCCCAGCUUGGAGCCUGAAGUACGAGGGGAGCUCUGCCGAGCGGAUCGGCUUGCUCUCCGAUUUGUUCAAGACGGUCGCGGACCAAUCCACUCGCAAGGGUGGCCGACGGACCGCAAUUCGUGGACUCUUGAGAUACUUUCUGAAUACCCACCUUCCGAGCUUGAGACACCAGAUGAACUUUCUGAGCGGUCUGUGGAACAGGCACCUCACAGCUUCAACCGCCCCGAAUUCCCCAGACGAGAGGGCUCAGUCAUUGGCACUGGCAGUCGCAGUUCAGCUCGUGCAAGGCUCGGCCGACGAGAAGCAAGAGAAGCACGACUGGAUGAUCUCGGAAAAGAGUCUUGUGUUUCUGUCGAUGCUGCUUUCCCUGCUGUCGCCAACUUUUGAGAUUCGCCGCCUGGCCGUGUCUCUCAUCGAAAAGGCCCUGGAGGUGUCGCCGAAAACCCGGUCCGGGCUCUACUCGCUCGCCAGCAACAUUGUCGACCAAUCCGCCGAGGUCGCCACAGACUCCGAGCAGCUCGUGCUGUUGGUCGCAAAGUGGCAGCAGGGCCUAAAGAAGCCCAAUUCUCUGCUGGCCCUUCUGAACCACAGCGAAGUGCCAACGUCACUGAAGCUGGGAAUCCUUCAGCUUGUUGCGCAGGUCGGAACGAAGGAGUCCCUGGAAUCUGCGGUGCGUGCCGUCUCCGAGGUGCUGGACGAGGACGACCGGGACGUGGCUCCGCCCCUGAGCGCGGCCAAGUCGGACCUGGUGCGGGCCUGCCUGUCCAAGUAUGCGGAGGCGGACCAGGUGGGCCGUCUGGCGGACGUCGAGGGGGCCGUGGAGACCCUGGAGCGCGCCCUGCGCUGCCCCAGGCUGUGCCAGGGCUGCGAGCCCGUGUCCACCGUUGCGCUGCGCGUGGUGAGCAAGGAGCUGGUGCUGAAGCUGUCCAAGGAGAAGCAGUCGGCGCUGCUCGAAAUUCUGCUGGACUUCGCUCAGGAAGCGUCAGAAGUGCAGCACGCGGCGGUUCUCAAGGCUCUACGCAAGGUCUGUUCCCUCGGAGGCCUGCUUGUCGGUCCGCUGCAGCAGACGCAGACGGAACGACGGAGCACCGCAACGACGGUUCGCGAGGCAAAGAAAAUGAGGCUCUCCGAAGCCCCGGAGGAAUCCGACCCGACGCAGUCCGCUUCGUGGCGGCGCAUCCUCAUUCUCCUGGAAGUGGUUCAGAGCAGAAAGUCCAUCGACGAAGUCCAGCUUCUCGUCGGACCGCUCUACGGACUGCUCAAGAGGAGCCUCGAGCUGGGAAGUUCGCCCAGCGCCGAGUACCUACGUCAGUGUGUGCUUACCAGCCUCCGCGCCCAUUCGCUGAGUGCUCCGCGCAAGGAGCUGGCGUCUCUGGUCAAGUGUCUCAGGGUGUCCCAGAACGCGCAGACGCACCAGCUGGUCCUGUCCCUGCUCAAUCUCUCUGCCAGGGAGUUUCCUGAUGAUGUGCUUCACCAUGUGACGUCGGUGUUCACCUUCAUGGGCAUGAACCUGCUUCGUCAGGACGACAACUACAGCUUCCAAGUGGUGAUGCAGACCGUAGAGACCGUGGUACCCGCUUUGCUUCAGGCGUGCGGGCGAGAGGCAACGGCAUCAGAUGAGGCGGUGGCCUCGGUAACGAGGGUGUUCGUGGACGCCUUUGGAGACAUCCCGGAGCACCGUCGUUUGCCGCUGUUCGCCAAGCUGGCCUCCACCUUGGGUGCCGCGGACCACCUGUGGAUCCUGGCGGCACAGAUGGCGGGACACCACGUGGAGAAGGCGCCGCUCACUGCGGGCGCCGAAGACGCCUCUUCUCAGUCGGCCGCAGCCCACAUCCUAGACUUUGGGCUCGCACUCUGCACCCAGUUCGACGUCGCCAUUGAGGUCUCGACGUGCACCCGUCUGCUUCAGUUUGCUGCUGGACUGCCUUCCUCAAAAGACGAGCCGAACCUGCACCCGAGCCACACCGAGGUGUUCGACGUCCGAAGGCGCACGGACAAGGAGCUGCAGAAGUUUCGUCUGGCCGUGGUCACCUUUGUUGCCAACCUGCUCGGGUCUCCAAACUUUCUCGGACAGGUGGCAGAACUGCAGCGCAAGGGCGAUGGCAGCGCAGAGCCCCUGUACGGAGACUGCUUGUCGACGUGCCUGCAGUCGGUGCAGCAGACGUCACGCUGGACCAGCGUCCACUCACGCUCUCCCUGCCUGCGCUCGUGGCAGACUCUGCUCGCCAGGCUACACGACAUCGUCCACAAGGUGAACGGCCUCCUCCCGAGCGGCCAGUUUGUCUCGAUGGUGCGGUCCCUGAUGAAGCACGACCUGGCGUCCAUCCGGAGGAGUGCCAUGGAAAUGCUCAACGCCAAGCUCUCGGCCAAGCGGUACUUCACACCCGACGACACGGCAGCACUUUUGGAGCUGAUACGUCCACUUUGCCGCGUGGCCCUGGGCAAAGGGAUUCAGCCCGAAGAGUCGUCGGACGGAGGACCCAGUGCUGAAGAUGUGGCACUGAACCGGCAGACGGCCCUGCUGUCGCUGAAGCUGCUCAUUCGGAUGCUGGGCCCAGACCACCACGCCGAGUUUGCCAAGGUGUAUGACGUUGUGGUGGAGCUCCUGGGAGCGGAGGACCUGAACUCGGUGCUGCGGAGCAGCGCCCUCCUCUGCCUCGCCGAGCUGUGCCACAGCAUGCCCACUGCCACCAUCGUCCAUUUCGGCCGUCUCAUACCGCUCUUCCUCGACGUGCUCCAAGACAGGGACAGGCCAGAGCUUGUGACCCUGGCUGUGGUGACUGCGCUUCACCGUCUUGUUGAGAGUCUGUCACCGUUCCUGAGUGCCUACUUGACGGUCAUCAUUGUCGAGGUUUGUUCGUUGUACGCCAACAUCGUCGACGGCGGCACUCACGCGGCAGCCAUCAGGCAGCGUCUGGACGCCGUGUCUGCGCACCUGGGACAAAACGUCCCACUUCGCGUCCUGGUUCCCACCAUAGAGGACUCAUUUGCGUCCUUGGACAACACCGUUGCAGUGGGGCACCUGAUGACCAUCCUGAACCAUCUGAUCUCUUCAGUGGAGAAGUCGGACCUCAAGGGGCACCUACCGCAGCUGCAGGAAUUGGUGAUCAAACUCCUCAGCUACAGGAUGACUCAUACAGAGUUGCCAGCGGAAGACGUGGACGCGGUUGAGGACAAUGUCGUGGGCGUCGUGACCUCGCUUUCGUUCAAGCUCUCUGAAGUCACCUUCCGUCCAUUCUUCUACAGAAUCUUCAACUGGGUCACGGUUCCAGAAGACGAUCGGCUCAAGGACAGGGUACUGACGUUCUACCACCUCACCGAAAGGCUGUCGGAGACCCUCAAGAGCCUCUUCGUUCUGUUUGCGAGCGUCUUCACAAAACACGCAGCCGAUGUCCUGGCCGAGACCAACAGCUCUAAGACAGAGGAGACGUUCUUUGAGGAUGAGUCCAAGUGCUGCCAGCUUCUCAAGCACCUCUUGGGCACGCUGACCAACUGCUUCAAGCAUGGAGGACAGGGCUUCCUGAUCCGCGAGAGGUCGGCCGUCUUCCUCAAGCCCCUCAUAGACCAGCUCGAGAACGUCCUCGGCGGAGAGGAGGUCUGCAGGGAGCGCGCCGAGGAGACGCUGGUGCCGUGCUUGGCAUAUUUCGCGGCCGGCUGCGAUGACUCGUCUCGCAAGGAGUGGCACCAGAAGCUGCUCUGCCAGAUGAGGCACUCUUCCACGAAGGUGAGGCAUGUCACGCUGCUGGCAUUCCGCGAGGCCGUCCGCAAACUGGGAGACGACUACCUGGUGUUGCUUCCGGAGGCCGUCCCUUUCCUGGCCGAGCUCAUGGAAGACGAGAGCACGGAGGUGGAACAGUUGUGCCAGGAGGUCAUCUUAGAAGUGGAACAAAUCCUGGGGGAACCCCUGAUGAAGUACUUUUGAUUUGGAGGUCCAUUAAAUGGUGGAAGUGAGACUGUUU
Ixodes scapularis (black-legged tick) is the source of this 6408-nucleotide messenger RNA. RefSeq names its product HEAT repeat-containing protein 1. Gene Ontology annotation, molecular function: snoRNA binding. The record is from RefSeq and is a predicted model, not a curated record. Gene Ontology annotation, biological process: positive regulation of transcription by RNA polymerase I; maturation of SSU-rRNA from tricistronic rRNA transcript (SSU-rRNA, 5.8S rRNA, LSU-rRNA). NCBI's taxonomy places the organism in Eukaryota, Metazoa, Arthropoda, Arachnida, Ixodida, Ixodidae. Bases 171 to 6371 code for a protein of 2066 amino acids. The transcript is spliced from 42 exons. Gene Ontology annotation, cellular component: small-subunit processome; t-UTP complex; 90S preribosome.